UGGUUUUGGAAAGAUCUCCUCAAAACUACUGACUAUUUAUAAACAAAGCCUUAGUCUGUUGUCUGUAUUCGCAGUUAUUUUCUUCUACUCUGAAACUGCUUUCGUGAUGAAGUAUGGAUUUACACAGAAAUCUUGCCUCUCACCUAACAUUUGGGUACAGAGAGCUCGAGUGCAUGAGUACUCGUAGAAUUUAUUUUGCAUCGCAUUAGUCAGAAUAGAAUCAAGAGAAUCAUUGAGAUCUGCUUUGCAUUGUGUCAAUCGUAAUGUUGGUUUCAACCAUUUCCUUUGUAUUCGUUGUAAGCGUUGUUGUGUUGAUGCAUUAGUUACAUGUUAGAGUACUGAGGGAAAACCCUCGAUUCUUGUGUGCAAUGGUCCUUUUGUUGCCUAAGCAAGAGAUAGGAAUUUCCUUAUUAUAAGGGCGCUGAUAUGUGGGCUGUUUUGGGUACUAGUCUAGAAAGCAUUGUGUUAUCAGUGAAAAGACAUGAAUCAGUGACAUUCUGAAGCUAGCAGAGCUGGGAACUUAAAUCAACGUGAGACUCCUAACCCAAACAAUACAGCCAACUUCAUGUAUGGCACACCAGUUUAUCCAUUAACAACAACAGACAAACCAGUACAGUCAAGUCAAGGGGAAGAGAAAAAUGCUGUUACUGGUUGUUAUCAAGAAUAUCAAGCUGAAGCAAAGGAACACAUUCAUCAGCAGCCUUGCUUCACAUCUCCAGAUAAUCUGGGACGUAGGUGGCACAAGUUGAGAAAAAGAUGUUAUCAUCCACAGAGGAACCAGAACUUCAGUUUUAAAGUAGUUUCUUACAAUGUACUGGCUGAUGGUUUACUGCAUUCAAACAGCCAUUUGUACAAUGGGUCUGAAGAGUGGCUGAAAGAUUGGGACUACAGACGAAGAAAUCUUCUGAAAGAAUUGCUAUAUUAUAAUGCUGAUGUUUUGUGCCUUCAAGAAGUUGAAGUCAGUCACUAUGAGGACUGGUUUGAACCUAAGCUGAGAGAGAAAGGUUAUACUGGGGUGUACAAGCAAAGAAGUGGUGAUAAAACAGAUGGUUGUGCUACAUUUUUUAGGGAAUCAAUAUUUAUGCUGGUGAAAUCAGAACUUGUCUCCUUCAACAAACCAGGUGUGAAGCUUAUGGAUCGUCAUAAUGUAGCUGUAGUGGUUCUUUUGAAACCAAAAGUUCCAGGCCGCUCUUCUCGCAACUCGAAGAACCUAGUGUGCAUCUCCAACACUCAUUUGCUUUUCAACCCAAAAAGAGGAGACAUCAAACUUGCACAACUUGCCUUCUUGUUUUCAGAAAUUGAAGAAAUAGCAAAAGUUUCCUCUUCUGGUCAAGGAAAUCCAGCCUAUCAUCCCAUCAUUUGUUGUGGAGAUUUCAACAGUACUCCAUUUUCACCAAUCUAUGAGUUUGUUAAGCGAGGAUAUCUUAAGUACAUGGGCAUGCAUCGUGAUAACUUUUCUGGCCAAAGUCAUGUGCGCAGGAGUUACCCUCCAAGUCAGAAAUUGAGAAGUAAUAUUAUUCCUUGGGAACUUGGAAUCACAACAUCGUGUACCAAAAGAAAUGAGUCAACAGAAAUAGAGAGUGUCUCAAGUGUUGAUCAGGAGAAUGAUUUGCAACCACCAGGGCUAGAAUCUGCAUAGUGUGUGUCAGCAUCAAACAGUGUGUUACAGUUUGAGAAGAGUGGAAAGUGUUUUCCAUCAUCUAGAAAGCCUGAUAAUUGUGCUCACUUGCCAAGAAAUCACAGUUUAGGAUCUUUCCAGUUAAAUCCAGAGCCUAGUUCAAGCACUGAAUCUCAGUCAGAUGUAUGUGGAAUAUCACUGCCAAAUACACAGUCUUCUUCUUCUUCUUUAAACUCCACAAAAAAUGAGAAAGUUUCACAGGAAGAAGUACAAAGUAGGCGACAUCUUUUAGCACAA
Messenger RNA from Stylophora pistillata, 1915 nucleotides. RefSeq names its product RNA 2',3'-cyclic phosphatase ANGEL2. The record is from RefSeq and is a predicted model, not a curated record. Gene Ontology annotation, molecular function: 3'-5'-RNA exonuclease activity. NCBI's taxonomy places the organism in Eukaryota, Metazoa, Cnidaria, Anthozoa, Scleractinia, Pocilloporidae.